Messenger RNA from Corylus avellana, 349 nucleotides. The record is from RefSeq and is a predicted model, not a curated record. Lineage: Eukaryota; Viridiplantae; Streptophyta; Magnoliopsida; Fagales; Betulaceae.
UACAGGGAAGGAUUGAAAGAAACUGAAUUCCUGGAGAAACAGAAGUAAUCUGGAAGAGAAUGAGUUACGUACUUACGGCGCUGACGAAAAAGCGAGAGGUGGACACAAUCAUCAGAGACACCAUCGACAAGGUCCUCGUCCUCCGCUUCGGCCGCGCUUCCGACGCCGUCUGUCUCCACCUCGACGACGUCCUUUGUAAAUCGGCUCGUGAGGUGUCUAAGUUUGCGACCGUUGCAGUCGUAGACAUCGAUUCGGAGGAGAUUCAAGUUUACGUCAAGUAUUUCGACAUCACUUUCAUACCCUCAACCGUUUUCUUCUUCAAUGCUCAUCACAUGAAGAUGGAUUCAGG